This is a messenger RNA of Drosophila erecta, 563 nucleotides long. Its product is annotated as S-antigen protein. The record is from RefSeq and is a predicted model, not a curated record. Lineage: Eukaryota; Metazoa; Arthropoda; Insecta; Diptera; Drosophilidae. The transcript has 2 exons. The coding region runs from base 53 to 472 and encodes 139 amino acids.
AGCCUGUUUCCCAGUGUGGUUGACCCGUUUAAGGCAGCCUCUUCAGCGCAAGAUGUGCGCUUGCCCUUGUUCAGGAAGGAGUCCACCACCUCAGACCAAUGGCCCUGAAUCUUGCCCAGCUCCUGGUUCACAAGGAGGACCUGGUGGUCGUGGAGGUGGUGCCGGUGCUGGUCCUACCCAAAAGCGAGGACCGUGUGGUCCCAAGCCUUGCGGCGGAACAAAGUGCACUAAGUGCAGUAAAGGUGGCCCUGGAGGAAGAGGGGGUCCUGUAGGAAGAGGUGGCCCUGGUGGAAGAGGUGGUCCCGGAGGCGGUGGCGGUGGCGGCGGCGGGGGUGGAGGCGGAGGACCGCUGGGUCUGAGGGCCCCACCAAACAAUCGAGGUCCCAAGGCUCUGGGACUGGCUGCUCUGCUCUUUGCCGUCGGCGUCUUCCUUACAUUGAAAAUGGGUCUUGUGGCCAGUGAAAUUGGAUGAGCGCACACAGGACGGCAUUGGGCCCGGCUAUGAUCUCCAAUGCGUAGUUGGUUCAAGAUCAUUUAAAAGGCGUUGCGUUGGGUAAAAUAAA